Cucurbita moschata (crookneck pumpkin) is the source of this 1453-nucleotide messenger RNA. RefSeq names its product probable WRKY transcription factor 14. The record is from RefSeq and is a predicted model, not a curated record. The transcript has 3 exons. Lineage: Eukaryota; Viridiplantae; Streptophyta; Magnoliopsida; Cucurbitales; Cucurbitaceae. Gene Ontology annotation, molecular function: DNA-binding transcription factor activity; transcription cis-regulatory region binding. Bases 256 to 1284 code for a protein of 342 amino acids. Gene Ontology annotation, biological process: regulation of DNA-templated transcription. Gene Ontology annotation, cellular component: nucleus.
UCAGCGAGUCUCUCCGAAAGCCAAAUGUGGGGUUUAAAGGCAGUUUUGUGGGAGGGUUUUGAUUUGAUGCUUCCUGAAUGACCAAAUUCAUCCUCUCCUUAGAGCCGAUUCGAUUCCUACUCAUAGAAGACAAAAAAAAAAAAAGAAAAAAAAAAGAAGGGUUUUGGAUGGAGAAUUACGAAGGCGAUUUGAGUGAUAUUGUGAGAGGAGGAGGAAGGAGAAGUAGUUGUAGUUCCUACGGAUGCAAAUCACAAGAUGUUGCCCACCAACCCUUUUGUUCAUCACAACAAUCUUGGGAAUUUUCAUCCAAACAUGAAGAUGAAUUCAGUUUCGGGGAUCCCUUUUGUGGUGCACCCAUCAGAGAUCCACUUGUCGAGGACAGAGGAAGUGUGUUGUUUGGUGUGGAUGAAGACGAUGAGCUUAUCAAACCACCCUCCAAUGUAUUCUCACGCAUGCUUCAACACUUACUUCUUCCCCUUCCAAUUUCCUAAUUCCUUCUCCCCUUCACAUCUCUUCUCCUACCAAGCCGCCUGGAAGAGGCAAGCGAGGAAGGUGGUGUGUGUUCCUGCUCCAGUGGGUGGCAGUAGCAGCCGCAGCAGCAGCAGACCAAAUGGGGAACUUAUUCCUUCUGAUCUGUGGGCUUGGAGGAAAUAUGGUCAGAAACCCAUUAAAGGCUCUCCCUAUCCUAGGGGGUACUACAGAUGCAGCAGCUCAAAGGGUUGUUCGGCCAGAAAACAAGUGGAGAGAAGUAGAACAGAUCCCAACAUGCUGGUGAUUACUUACACAUCCGAGCACAACCAUCCAUGGCCAACUCAGAGAAACGCUCUAGCAGGCUCUUCAAGGUCCCAACACUCCAAACACAAUUCUUCUUCAAAGCCCUCUCCCGCUACACCUCAAACCCCAACAACAAUAAUCCAGGAAGAUCAAACCAAGAAUGAAGCAACGAGAUCAUCACCAUCAUCAUCAAAUAACAAGGUUAAGGAAGAAGUUGUUGAGGAGAUUGAGAAACAGUUGGAAACAGAAGAGCAUCAUGAAUUGAGUGAAGGGUUUCAAUAUAGGGUGCCUGCAAUGCCAAGCAAUACCACCAACAACAAUCAAAGCGAUGAUUUUUUUGCAGAUUUGGAAGAAUUAGACACCCACUCUUUAACCCUCUUCUUCACUCGACCCCACAAAUCAGAGCAAUGCAAAGGGGGCGGUGGGUUAGACGACGUCCUUGCAUUCAAUCCUCCCUUUGAUUGGCCACCACCUCAAAACAACAACAACAACAAUUCACAAAUUCCAUGAAGAUCCUCAAUUCACAAAUUCCUUUUUCUGUUUCCUCCAAGUAAAUUAUAGGUAUCUGGGUACAUUUCUAGAGUGGCAAAGAAAAGGAAAAGAAACAAAAGUUUAUAGGUUUGGAUAUUGGAUUGAAGAAUAAAUGUGAAUGAAUGAAUGAAGUAAAUGAGUGUUAGUG